Molecule: messenger RNA, 2601 nt
Organism: Gadus macrocephalus (Pacific cod)
Lineage: Eukaryota; Metazoa; Chordata; Actinopteri; Gadiformes; Gadidae
Product: transmembrane protein 74
Exons: 2
Coding region: 1378-2193 (271 amino acids)
Source: RefSeq, a predicted model, not a curated record
GUCUCACUGCCUCUCUGCUCCACUGGCUGAGCAGCAUGGACCCCAACAGCUAGCUGCCAUCUUGGCUCCAAACUCUAGCUGGGGGAGAUGAACUGAAUAUCGAAUUCUGCAUUAAGUUCUCCUCACCUGGGUCGCAUUAAGAGCCAAGACGACCCCCAGGCCGUGACACUCUAACCACCUUUCCUCUGGAAGAACUUUUACAAGCUGCAGGGAGUGAUAGAAUAUAUUAACGCAUAAAUAUUCCAAGGUCAUGGACUAUGGAAGCAGCGGAUCCUGUUGAGACCUUGAAAUGGGAUGAGCAGAGUUAGAGUCGGAUUCAAGUCUUUAAUAGUUCUUGAUUUCUAGAGUUUUGACCGAUUUUACUACAAACAGAUGGGGCUCUAUCUGGGUGGUGAGAUACAUUCAGAGAUACCAUAUUUUAAAGUUUAAUUAUUUUUCACAUAAGCCCUUAGAUAUGGAUGAAUAUAUUGAAUUCUAAGUGUUUCUAGUUGCACGCAGUAUUCAAUAUGGAAAGUGUUACUCUGUGGCUAUAUUGAUAUUGAUUAGCUAAACGUUAUUUUCUUCACAUGAAUGGUCUCCAUUCAUUUGUUCACGGCCUUUCUCAUGUAUUGACUAUUCUCCUUCACUCCCAGCAGACCUUUCCUUUGUUGAAAUAUGCUCUUUAGAGACAUUUCCUAGCGUUAGACACUGUAAGUGUCUGGACCAUGCCUUGAGAAAAUGCACCUACUUCUUUCACUUCCAUCUCGAGAUGCUGAAAUACUUCAUCCCUGCAAAUGCACAGCAGAGCGUGAAUAUAAGCCCAAAGCCCCAUAGGCGUACACACCACCACCAGUGAGCAAGAGCAUUGAAGCUAAUUAUACUGGCCAACUGGGGCUCACUUUAUAGUCUACCGUAGCUUACAUGUAGGUGCUCUGUGCUAGGGAAGUCUCAGAGUCACUGUCUAACAGGUUUCUGUUGGCCAUCAUUAUAAUUCUAAGGCCUGUUGCUGACUAUAUUAUUUGAUCGGCUAACAUAAAGAAGCCCACAGGCGCUGGAGUAAUAAGGCAUCGCCUGCUGUCGGCACACUAUACGACUUUAAUCCGUCCAUACACGACGGUGGUGGUGGCGGUGGCGGUGAUUCCGGGGACUGAGUCAUCCGUCUUCUUAGCCUUUCAUGUGACUGUGCUGAAGAAGUUGAUUCGGUCACCGGGAGGCAGGCAGCCCGCCUCGGCCCGGCGCGUGGGAGGGAGGGGUCUGCCGAGCAUCUCCCUCCGUUCGCCAGAGCAGCGCGAGCAGCCUGUGACGCGGGCGGCCAGCACGAGCAGCACCAGCCACCAGCCGAGCUGGGAAAGAAAAGGUGACGGAUGCGAUGUGAUUGAUGACACUACCCUGGUUCAAAUGGCGAGUUUUGCAACGAGUUACUACGAUCACGUGGAGAAGUGGAGCGAUUUGCUGAACAUGUCUCCGUUCACCAACCACCAAAGUGAGGACGAGGUCAGUGAUCCGUGCGAAAAGUCGCUGUUCGGCGAGCGGUCGUAUGAAACGGGCGUGGAGGUGUCGUGCCGCGGUUCAGCACCACGGCCAGCACCCGGGACGGAGCAGCGGCUCUGCCUCAUCAACCACCGGGAACUUCGGAAACACAAAGCGGCGCACUGGGAGGACGAGACGGAGCAGUCUUUCAACGGCCACGAUCGGACACAAAGCAGUCCCGCUAGAAACGAGAACCUCGGCUUGAUACAGAACUCAUCCAUCCAACUCCACGAGGAGGACUACCUGGAACUUUUCAUGUUGGCCGACCAAGAACUCGGCUCGGAGAAGUCGGCGGACUACGGGUUUAUAACGGGCGUGCUUUGUCUGGUGACGGGUAUAUCUCUAGUGGGCAUAUCCUACGUGGUCCCGCGAGACGUGAGAGUGGACCCGGACAGCGUGUCCGCGCGGGAGAUGGAGAGGUUGGAGCGGGAGAACGCGAGAGUGGGGGCCCACCUGGACAGAUGCGUGAUAGCGGGGUUAUGCCUCCUCACUCUGGGGGGAGCGGUGCUCGCGAUGUUGCUCAUGGUGUCCAUGUGGAGGUGGGAGUCGAUGAGGAGAAAGGCGUUUGCAUAUUCCAAGCACGCGGCAAAGUUAUACGGCUCCAUCAAUCUGAGAGCAGGGGGGCCAACCCCACUCCGGGAAUCGCCCUCUCAUUUGUCAACGGAUUUAGAAGCGCUCCGUUGAAUUAAUGCGACAGACUAGAAGGUAAAACUCCACCAUAAAAUCCUGCCAAUGAUGUCUUAUUAGUGGGACACUUGGUGAGGUACAAACCAAAAUAAAAGCCCUGUAAAACUAUGUUGGGUAAAACCCAUCGACCCAGGGCUCUGUUUGAAGAUUUGCUGCGUGCAUUGACUUCACAUUUUACCAAACAUGUAUGAUACAAGGCUUUACGUUUUAUUGCAUGAUGCAUUGUGGGUCCUGGAGUAUGUACUUUGUACCCUUGUGGAGAUGGGAAUUUGAUAAACAACAUCGUUUUGCACACCUAUCGAAUACUGUAUGAUGUGUGUACUGUAUAGGUGAUUGCAUUGACCAUGUACAGUUCAACCAUAUCAACCUCCUUUGUACAGGGAAAAUAAAAACGUCACAUUCUCA